Paraglomus brasilianum is the source of this 636-nucleotide messenger RNA. NCBI's taxonomy places the organism in Eukaryota, Fungi, Glomeromycota, Glomeromycetes, Paraglomerales, Paraglomeraceae. The record is from the annotation of a GenBank genome assembly.
AUGUCAGUAUGGUCAUGGGAAGAGACCGAUACAUGCAGGGCAGAACUUUUCCCCAAACUUUCUCAAGAAUCUGUUCGGGAAUUGUACAAUCGUUGGGGUGGCAUUCCCCGGUUUACCUUGUUAUAUGCUUUUAAUGAUUUUCAGCAACGUCUUCUUGACAAGGCAAUUAACUCAGUUAAUGAGUCUAUAUUCAAAUUUAUUGAGAAGGAGACAGUGGAAGUAGAGGAUAAUCCUUCGUCAAAAACUCCCACAGUAACCAAACCAGAUAAAGGGAAAAGUAUUGCAGGGAAAGAGGUAAUGAGUAUACUCACAAUGCAUUACAGGGAUGAGCUGUUGAAUUUUGCGCGAGCUAGCCCAGCGAUAAGUGCUUACGGUACUACACUUCGGGUUGAACAACAAAUACCCAGCCGGGAAAAAUUGGUGCUCAGCAAUAUUGAAGAGAUUAAACCUAACAUGUACUGUAUACCAACCCAACAAAACAACGCGUCCUUCGAUGCAUAUGUUUCUCCCGACACAUUCUUCCAAAUGACUAUUGCUGGGAGUUAUCCUAUCGUCAGGAGUGGCUUGGAGAAAUAUAUUAAUGAAAACGACAAUUUCGAAAUCAAGUUUUAUUUUGUCCUGCCAAACACACUGUAA